UGAAUAUAUUCCUAAGUUCAGAUCGUUUAAAUUGUGGUGACACGUUGAUUCGCUGACGAGAGCCAAACAACGAUACAAAUAGAAGAGAAGAGAAAAUCUGCUUCCCGCAGUGGAAGCGAUCGUUUCACAAUGAAUGAUCGUCGAAGGUCAGUCAAGGGUCUCCAGCAUCCUGAGGGUGGGUGUGCCGGAUGCUGACCUUCUUGCACAAUGGCUGUGGCUGCACCAUCAACGGAUAUGAUUUGAAGGGAUCAACCAGGGGCGCGGUCGGGAUCCUAGAGUGGUAUAUAAAGUCCGACCAAGUCGUCCGUGGGCACACUCAGCAAUCGGUCGGUCGGCAAGAUGAAGGCCUUCUUGAUUCUGGGAACUUUGUUCGCCUUCGUGGCAGCUGCACCACGACUGCGCCGGGAAGCCAUUUACGGUGGAUACCAUGGUGGACAUUACGGAGGUCAUCUCGGAUACAGCCACGGUGUGGCGCUCGCUGGACCAGCUCUAGGUCCAACCAGUGUUGCUGGACCUCAUCUCGGAGCAACUGUGGUGGCUGCUCCUUCCAUAGGACCAGCUAAGCUUUCUGGAUCCAUCGCUGGACCGGUUCAUGUCUCCGGUGCUGUUGCUGGCUCUGCCGUUGUUACUGCUUCUGUCGCUGGACCAGCUCACGUGGAGGGUUAUGGUGGUCCCUACGACGGUGGAGUCGGUCUAGGAUACGCCAGUCCAGCCUACGGUUACGCCGGAUAUCCCGGAUACGCUGGAUACGCAGGACACGGUAGUCACGGAGUGGUAAUUGCCGGACCAGCAUCGCAUGGUGCGAUUCUCGCUGGUCCAGCGUCCCAUGGCGCUGUCCUUUCUGGUCCACAUUCCGGAAGCGCCGCUGUAUCCGGCCCCCAUGCCGGCUCUGUGGUAAUCGCUGGCCCCUCUGGCAAAAUUACUACCCACGGGACUGGUUUCGGUGGAAUCCACACUGGCCACGGUCAUUGGUAACGAACGGGUAGCUGGUGAAAGAACGAAAGGAAUAAAAUUUGAAAACCUCUCGGUCGUAUCCGCUCGUAUGAACUGUCAGUGGAGUUGAAUACGAUAUUGAUAGAUCGUAAUUUCAAACUUUUAUCAACCUAGUAUGUAUAUAUAUAUAUAUAUAUACACAUGUGUUUCCGCUAUUAAAUAUUACA
This is a messenger RNA of Frieseomelitta varia, 1160 nucleotides long. Its product is annotated as cuticle protein 65-like. Bases 340 to 975 code for a protein of 211 amino acids. Lineage: Eukaryota; Metazoa; Arthropoda; Insecta; Hymenoptera; Apidae. The record is from RefSeq and is a predicted model, not a curated record. The transcript is spliced from 3 exons.